AUUUUCGCAGAUUUUCCAUCUGAUAAGAAAAAAUAGCUCCAUAACUCCCCACAUCAUUUUUGACAAAGCAAGCCCUUCGAAAUGAUUUCACGAUAAAUCGGACCUCACUCUCCUCUCACGACAUUAUUCAAGCCUUCCACCAACUCCACCACCAUACAUUUGAUUGAUUGAUUGAUUGAUUCAUUCAUUAAUGGCCUUGGCACACGCCCUCUAGGCUCUACCAUGUCUUUUUAACACUAUGGUUGGGCUUGUUGGGGGUCGAUUCACCUUCAUCGUUUGUGGGUCGCAUUCCCCUCUGAUUCAUAAUAUUACGAGUUUGCUACAAUAAAUUACGAGAGGGUAAGAAAGUUCUGGGUGCAACCCGUUGUUGGCGAAAUAUAUUGCAGACAUUCACACUUUCAUACAGUCACACAAUCCAGCUGUUACUGUUACUGUUACUUUAACCUUAUAACUGUUAUUCAAUUGCGACGUGGAACAGUCUUCUUAGCUUAUAAAGACCCGUGCAAAGAUUCUCCAUCCUUCUUCGACUAUUUUCUUGCAGGUCUUAGGACAAUCAAAUCACAUCGGCAUAAUCAAAUAUCGCACUAUCAUCACCGUUCCUGGAAACAUAUUUCUGUAGUUUCGCAUAAGCAAGCUACGGUUUGGUUAGAAUGGCAGCCGCUAUGACAGCAGAUUUCACUCCAGAUACACCUCGGGAAGUAGUGUCUAAAGGGAGAGAGGCUUUAAUGAAUUCUGUCGAGGAUUGUAUAUACGGUUCAGUGUGUGAUGCCUGCAGAAAAAGCCAAGAUGAUUGCUAACAAAUGAAUAGAUUGCUGGAGUGGCUGGCAAAUAUAUCGAAUAUCCUUUCGACACGGUCAAAGUACGACUUCAAUCCCAACCUUACCAUCUUCCCCUGCGGUAUACAGGGCCUCUCGAUUGUUUCAAACAAUCCAUUCGCAGUGAUGGGAUUCUAGGAUUAUAUAGGGGUAUUAGUGCUCCACUAGUUGGAGCUGCUCUGGAGACCAGCAGUCUUUUUGUUUGGGAGCAAGCGAGUAGAGAAGCGCUCCUCAAGGUAGGGAUAUAUAAGAGCGAUCAACCACUUCCUCUUGAGGCGUUAUGGAUGACUGGUGCACUUUCUGGUGCCCUCACUUCCUUAAUCCUCACGCCCAUUGAAUUGGUCAAAUGCAAAAUACAAGUACCAAGUGCCGCCGCAAAUAGUUCGGCUCCCGUUGCUGCUAAAACAGUCUCAGCAGUUAUCCGUGAGGUAUGGCAUCAUCAGGGCAUUCGUGGUUUUUGGAAUGGGCAGUUGGGUACCUUAAUUCGUGAAACGGGUGGAUGCGCCGCUUGGUUUGGUAGCAAGGAAACUGUUACUUCACUUUUUCGAAAAUUGAACGACAAACGUUCACCCCAAAACCCUUCUCUAGUUCUACCUACCGAGCUAGUACCGCUACCUUUUUGGCAACAAGCUCUCGCUGGCGCCACAGCAGGCAUGUCUUAUAAUUUUCUCUUCUUUCCUGCGGACACCAUCAAAUCUCGCAUGCAAACCGCUUCUACUUCAUCCACGGCACCCCGCACGACAUUCAUGCAAGAAGGCGCUCUUCUCUGGAAACAACAUGGCUUGAAGGGCAUGUACCGAGGUUGUGGUAUCACAGUCAUGCGAUCAGCACCUAGCUCCGCAUUCAUAUUCAUGAUAUACGACGGAUUAAAGAGUCGUUUCCAUCUCUCCUAACUCUCAUUUCACAUUUGACCAAUUACGGCACGGCACGCAUGUACAUAACAUUGGAACGUUCUCUACUUUCCAUUUGCACACCACAUUAUAUCAUUUUAGAGUGGCUGGCUAUAGAAAACAAACUCGGGUCUUUCUUUUCGGCUAGGAGAUAGAUCAUCACGGCGGGCGUUGAGGGAGUUCAGGAAAAUUUAGAUUGGCUGACGCGCUCGGCUGAUUCGGUAAGGAGGGGCAAGGUGAGACAAAAGAUAGUCUCCUCAAGGGGUAGGAUUGGGAUGAAGGAUUUGAAAGGGUAGUUUUGAGUUAGAAGGGUCCGAGAUCUCGGGUCGAUCAGCUAGCUUUGCAAAAUUUAUUAAUAUAGACGGAAAAGGAGCAGGGUAGAUUUAUUGAGGUUAGAACUAGGUACUCGUAGUUCAUAUUGAGAAGAAAUCGCGAAGAACUAUUGACGAGCAAGUUUUAUCUCCA
This is a messenger RNA of Sclerotinia trifoliorum, 2170 nucleotides long. Lineage: Eukaryota; Fungi; Ascomycota; Leotiomycetes; Helotiales; Sclerotiniaceae. The record is from the annotation of a GenBank genome assembly.